This is a messenger RNA of Ceratosolen solmsi marchali, 2768 nucleotides long. Its product is annotated as ribosome biogenesis protein BOP1 homolog. Gene Ontology annotation, biological process: ribosome biogenesis; maturation of LSU-rRNA from tricistronic rRNA transcript (SSU-rRNA, 5.8S rRNA, LSU-rRNA). The coding region runs from base 273 to 2705 and encodes 810 amino acids. Gene Ontology annotation, molecular function: ribonucleoprotein complex binding; protein binding. The transcript has 8 exons. Gene Ontology annotation, cellular component: PeBoW complex; preribosome, large subunit precursor. NCBI's taxonomy places the organism in Eukaryota, Metazoa, Arthropoda, Insecta, Hymenoptera, Agaonidae. The record is from RefSeq and is a predicted model, not a curated record.
UUCAACAAUUACAGAUCAAUCGAAUUCGGUGCCAAUAAUAUAACUCCCUAACGAGUAUAUUUUUUCUUUUAUUUUUUUAUUACAUCGUCGACUUUUCUUUUGUUUUCAUUUAGAAUGUAUAGUUGACCAUUGUUAUCAAGCUGACUAUAAAAUUGACGAAAACCGAGGAUAGAAUAUUAGGUACUGCAGACUGCCAGUUGAACUGGUUCCCUCGAUGAUGUAUAGAUCGUGAUUACCCGCAUGCGUAUUCUAACCUUUAUUUAAAAUAGUCCAUGUGUCCUGAUAAAAAUCGUUCUUUUAAAACUAUGAAACCUAACAGGAACAAUUUAAAACGAAAACAAACAUUAAAAAAUUCCGAUAAUGUCAUCGAAAAUAAUGAAGAAAGUGAUUACGAGAAAUCUGAAGUAGAGGAUUCGGGUACCGAAGAUUUAUUAAUCGGAGAGAUUGAUGGCGAUGGAGAUACAACGGAUGAAGAAAGGAAUAAUGGAGAUUCUAAUGAUGAUUCGAACGAGGAGGAGGAUAAACCUAUAUUUGCAUCCUCCGACGAAGAAGAUGAAAGUAACGAGGAGGAGAUAUCUAGCGAAGAACUUUCGUCUGAAGAGGAUAGUUUGUUAGAAUCAGAGUCAAAUUCUAAAGAAGAAAAUGAAGAAGAAACAGCAAAUAUUAAAUAUCAGAAAACAAAACAUAAACAAAUCAAAAAGAAAAAUCAAAGUAAAUCAGUCAAUCAUAAAGAUGACUCGAAAGCCAAAGUAAAUGCAAACGAUUCUAAAUUAAAUAAAUAUGAGACUGAUUCAUCGGAUGAAGAAGAUAUUAGAAAUACUGUUGGUAAUAUACCAUUGAAAUGGUACGAUAAUAGUAAACAUAUUGGUUAUGAUUGGGAUGGAAAACAAAUAUUGAAGCCAGAACAGGGAAAUCAAUUGGACAAUUUUUUGAGGAGGAUGGAAGACCCUGACUUUUGGAGAACGAUAAAAGAUUAUCAAACUGGACAAGAAGUUGUUUUAAGCAAUGCGGAUAUCGAACUUAUAACAAGAAUUCAAAAGCAAAGAUUACCUGAUGCUAAAUUUGAUGAAUAUGCGCCAUGGAUGGAAUGGUUUACUUCAGAAGUUAUGAAAACACCUAUUCGUAAAUUUCCUGAGCACAAGCGUUCCUUCCUUCCAUCGAAACCAGAGGCUAAAAGGGUUUCAAAACUUGUUCAUGCCUUAAAAAUGGGUUGGAUUAAAUCAACGGCAGAAUUGAAAAAAGAAAGGGAGUCAAAGACAAGGGAACCUCAGUUUUAUAUGCUGUGGCAGACCGAUGAUCAAGCCGAAGAGAUGAGAAGAAUUCACAAGCACAUUCCAGCACCAAAAAGAUUUUUGCCUGGACAUGCCGAAAGUUAUAAUCCACCUCCAGAAUACUUGUUUGAUAAGAGAGAAUUAAAAGAAUGGAAUAAAUUGAAAAAUACACCAUGGAAAAGAAAAUUGCAUUUUAUUCCUGAAAAAUAUGACUCUCUAAGACAAGUUCCCGCUUAUCCCAGAUAUAUCAAAGAAAGAUUCCAAAGAUGUUUGGAUUUGUAUUUAUGUCCAAGAGCAAUAAAAAUGAAACUAACUAUAGAGCCAGAAUCGUUAGUUCCUCAAUUGCCAAGCCCUAGGGACUUGCAACCAUUCCCAACUGUACAGUCAAUGAUUUAUGAAGGGCACACGGAUAUGGUUAGGUGUAUGACUGUGGAAUCUUUGGGUCAAUUCCUUGCUAGUGGAGGGGAUGAUUCCACAUUAAGGAUAUGGGAGAUUUCCACUGGUAGAUGUGUUAAAGUUGUAAAUUGUGGUGGCACGGUGAGAAGUGUCGCUUGGUGUCCAAACCAGAAUCUACCGUUAAUAGCUGUAGCUGCUGAUCAAAGGGUUCUUUUAAUUAAUCCAGGUGUAGGAGAUCAUGUCAUUUCAAAGAAAGCAGAUAAAUUAUUAGAAAUAAUUCCACAAAGCGACGUAAUCGUGUCGGAGAGAGUAACGGCUGUAGUGCAAUGGGAAAAUCAGUCCGUAAUGGAUAACGCAGAAGAUUGGAACACAAGCAUAAGGGUUGUAAUAAAUCACUAUAAAAUUGUUAAACAAGUGACGUGGCAUGCUAAAGGCGAUUACUUUUUGUCAGUAAUGCCAGAUGGUCAAAACAGAGCUGUUCUAAUCCAUCAACUAUCAAAAAGAAGAUCUCAUUUACCCAUUGGUAGGCCUAAAGGGCAGGUACAAUGUGCCCUAUUCCAUCCAUUUAAACCAUUCUUAUUUAUAGCGACGCAAAGAAACGUAAGAAUAUAUGAUUUAAUGAAGCAAGAAAUGAUAAAAAAAUUAUUCACAAAUUCACAAUGGAUAUCCAGCAUGUCCAUUCAUCCUGGAGGGGAUAAUCUUCUUGUUGGCACCUACGAUAAGAAAUUACUGUGGUUUGAUUUAGAUUUAAGUACAAAACCCUAUCAAAUUCUUCGCUUACACGGUACAGGUAUACGUGGAGUGGCGUAUCAUAAAAACUAUCCGUUGUUCGCGUCAGGAGCUGAUGACAGAGGUCUUAUCGUAUGCCAUGGAAUGGUUUACAGUGAUUUACUACAAAAUCCAUUAAUUGUGCCCCUUAAAAGAUUAUGUAAUCAUGAAGCUUUUAAUGACUUUGGCAUUUUGGAUGUACUAUUUCAUCCAAUUCAGCCAUGGAUAUUUUCAGCUGGAGCAGAUUCAACAAUAAGAAUGUAUACUUGAACAUAUUUUAUUGUAAUUAUAAAUAGUUUUAUUAAGAAAUGAGAAAUAAAUAAUUUUUACAAG